Messenger RNA from Cavia porcellus (domestic guinea pig), 4536 nucleotides. RefSeq lists its product as uncharacterized. Lineage: Eukaryota; Metazoa; Chordata; Mammalia; Rodentia; Caviidae. The record is from RefSeq and is a predicted model, not a curated record. The transcript has 2 exons. The coding region runs from base 2568 to 3533 and encodes 321 amino acids.
AACGAGGUCGGCAAGGAAGACAGAGGAGUGGUGGCAGUGCCACCAGAGGUGGCUGGUGAAGCAGAGGUAGAAGACAGAGGACUGCUCCCGGCUGAUGUUACCACAGUGCUGGUGCUGGGAGCAGGGAGAAACAAGAACUACAAGAGAGGUGGGGGUUCUCUGAACCAGCAGAACCCAUAGCAGAUAGCAGAUGCAAGAUCAUCGAUUCCUGAAAGGCCAGAAGCAGCAUAAGAAGAUUGCAAGAAUCAAAGGCACCCCUGGGGAGCCAUGCAGGGUGAGACACUGAGGAUGUCAGGAAGUGACAACGAAUCUAUAGGGGAAAGGUGUCCUGGUGAUGCUGGCUUGACCGCUGUGUGACAAAAGGCUGGGGAAACUCAGCAAAAGAAAGAGUGUGCUUGGAAAUCCUGUUUCUAUGAGCAAGGUCACAGUCUUAUCCAUCUGGUGUCCCACAGCACCUCCUGCUGACCUAGGGAGGUCAGUGCUGAAGGACCCGGGGCCACCCAAGCCAACAUUUCUCCUCCUGUGGCCCGAGCUCAACCUCUUGGCAAAGAACUGAGGGUCACACCCAACAGCAAACAGACCAGCCCCUCUGCAGACCCUUGUGAUGUGACACACUCUCAAGUCCAAUCCAUCAUUUGGCACGUGGGGAAACUGAGGCCUGCACAAAGAGUGCAACUCUCCAGAGAUCUCACUGACAGCAGCCCUGGGCAAGUCCAUGGAACCCCGUGGAUCUCCUGACAUCUGCGCUUCUUAGCCUGGCUCUUCUGGACAGCAAGAGUAGGGUGCACUACAAAUGUAAAAACCCUCAGAGAUGAGGACAGCAGCUUCACGGCCUCCCCCUCCUCAGAAUCCUGGGACAAAAUGCAGGCUCAGGACACACAAGUUGGCUCUGGGCCACCAGUCAGAGGUGGAGCAGCGGACCAGGGCUCCCUGCAGGUGGACCCCAGCUGCCCCUGUGCUGCAGACACUCUGCCCUUCAGGUUUCCAAUGUGCAGCUCUAGCCUAACGCUCCUGGGUGCUUGGACACUAUCCCUAAGUGUCAAGCGUCUUCGAAACCCCACUGCCCUUUCCCUCUCCUGCUUGCUGCUUCUUGAAGCCUCCGAGAAAGGAACUAAAGAGUCCCACAGAAACCACCUCAUGGAUGCCAGUCCCACCAAUACCAGCAGCUGCCUCUGUCCCAGCUCUCCGCUCCAGGCGCUGCUGACAUCUGGGCACCAUUCCCAUUGGCUAAGGCCACUAACCCCAGCCCAGCUAAGUAUAGUCUGCUCCCUGGGGGAUUCCUGCCCACCCUGGUGUCCUGUCCUUGACUCCAGCAUCACAUCCUGGACCUGGACCUGGACCAACAGUGACCUGUCCCCUGAGUCUGUCCUGUCUUUCCACUUGCUAAGCUAUCGUUAGCCAGUGAUAACCCUGGGCAAUAAGCUGUCCAGGCCAUCUCCACAGAAACUUAUGGUCAUAGAGAUUAGGUGACAGGCCUGUCCUACAACUGGCUGUCUUGGAGUGACAGAAGGGCAAGACUCUAACAUUAGCAGGGCCUUAGGGCUCCAAAUUCCACAGCUUCUGCCUCAUGCUUUCUCACCGUUUGUUUGCACCUUGCUAAUAAUGCAUAAUUACUACUCCUGCAGCAGCGCCUAAACCGUUUCCAACCACAGCCCUGGCCCUUAGGCCUGCUCUUUAGUAGGUGACACGGUCUAGCCAGCACGGAGUCCUCGAGGAGGGGUCCAGGACGCAAAAAGGCAAACGCAGGGGACCUCGAUGUGGAGGACAGAGCCUCGGGGUGCCUGAAAAGGAGAGCGCGGAGACCAGGGAAAUGACAGCUAGGGGGGUGCAUCUCCAACGUUCCCUCCCACCACCCCUAUCCCCGCACCGCACCCAGACUCCGAAGUCCGAGAGGCUGUCUUUGGUGCCAUCUAGCGUCCACCUUCAACGAGCGCUGAGCGAACCUGGCGCUAAUUGUCCCCGCCUGUAUAUGCCAGGCCUGCGGGCAUCCGUUCCCGCGCAGCAGGCGGGCUAGGGAAUCUCCUGGUUUGGAGAGCUAGGAACCGCGCGUCCCAGGGCCGGGAUUUACUAUGGAUUGGAAAGGGCGCCACCGUCUGCCGCGAGUCCCCGAAAUCUCCGACCUUCGCUCCUUGCCGGUGGCGGACGCAUGCUUGGAGCUUGGAGGGGAGCGGGGUCGCCAGAACGAGCAUACGAGCGCGUCCCCGCACGCCCACGCCGCGUCCCGCAUCACUGCGCGCGAACGCGCACGCACGUCGCGACGCUCGCCCAUGCAGACUGGUCUCCCACAGCUGCCUGGUGCACCGACCCCGUCGCCCCCCGCGGGUAGACCUUUUGCGCCCUGAAGUCUUGUGGGUGCAAUUCUGCACACUAUUCCUGGCGUCCCUUCGGGCGCGGGGACGCCGCCGUGGCACCACUCUCCCCAUGGGUAACCCCUGGAGGGUGGGGUGCGGGGGCUCUGCGCGGCUCUGGCUACUCCGAGCUGGUGAGGGGGAUGGGUUGGGGGGAACGCAGAGACCAGGCCGCUCCCACCUGCUGGCCGCUGCGACCAAUGAAAGCUUGGGCUGGUGAUGUCAUGCCCCUGCCGGACCUUGGUGACGAAGUCCGAGGUCACCCGUGAAGGAACCAGUGGCGCAAGCCCACCCGCGGGGCUUCCGGAAGUUUCCACUGCUGCAGCCUCGCCCCACAGCCUUGCGCGCACCUCUGGCCUAUCUUCUCAGAUGUCCCCGUGUCACCCCCUCCUCCCCAUGGGGUUCUCCAUCCUCCAUGGGAGCUCCCUUCAUUUGCCCCUUGAGAUCUCAUAUUCCCAUCUCCAUUCCUACAGGUGUCUCCUCAUCCCCAGGCAUAUCCUACGUCGUUUGCACCAACCGUGGCAUCCUGAGGGGGUCCUCAUCCCCACUUUCACGUGUCGCUCCACCCACGCCACCCCUGACUGUGUAGUGGCUAGAGAUGCUCAUUUAUUCGGCUCUUGCUCUAACUUCCCGGCUUCCACCGAGGCUGUCCCUGUGUCCUCCGUCUGUGAAAGUCAGUUUGUCUGUGUCUGUCACUACAGGAGACUGUCUCCUGCCCGCGUGUGCCUCGGUCCGUCUGUCAUCUGGGUAUCUGCCCCACCAGUGCGGGUCUUUGGGUCGUGUCCAUCUGUCUGGCAGUGUCUGUCACAGUGCAUCUGGGCCCCGGGGUCCCGGCUCGGAGGGAGGGACGUGGAGGGGAGGUGGCGACCCGGGGAGCGGGCAGGGCCGGGGGCGGAGACUGGGCGGGGGCGGGCGGGGGCGCCGCGCGGCCCGAGGGGUGUGUGCGGGGGGCCGGAGGCGGCGGCUGUCGCAGUCGGCUCAGCCUGCGCCGGGGAAGAGCGGCCGCCUGCAGCUCCCGGCGCACCCCGGCCCAGUUCGGCCGCCUCAGGUGAGUCCUCUGCCCCGCCCGGGACCCUCCCUGGCCGGCGGCCCCUCGGCGCCACGGGAAUCGCGUGUUCCCGGAGCGAUGUAGGCCCUCAAAAGGGGCGCCCAGCGCGCCCCUCGCCGCCGCGUACUCCUCCGUAACUCUCCUCGGCCGCCGCGUACUUACCCACUCCCCGCGGGGCCAGCUGUCGCCACUCCACCCGCGUCCCUGCAGAGACCCCAGAGAUCCCCUUCCCCACUGCCCCCCGAGACUGGGGACUUUGGUAGACGACCCCUGUUUGGAGUGGAGCCCAAAUUGCGCAGGUUCUUGGCGCCUGGCUGCAUCCCAGACGCUCGUAACCAGGGCCGCGACCCCUGCGCAGCGUCCAGCCCAGGCCCCUCUGAGGCCCAGGAACUCCCUCCCUAGGAGACACCGUCUCUUUCUCGCUCUCUCUCUCUCUCUCUUUUUUUUUUUUUUUUUUUUUGGAGUUGGGGGGAAGGGGAGGCUCAGCGGAAGCCCCGAGUUAUAAUUAGCCCCACUCGGGUUUCCUAGUUAAUCUCCAGCAGUACCAGCACCCCAGCUCAUAGCGUCGGAGACUGGGUGAGGGGUAAUCGCCGGGAGGGGGCGGGGGGAGUUCCGACCUGGGGAAUUUUGAUCCCUUGGCUGGAGAUGCCGGAACCACAGCAGCUGCUGCCCCAAAAUAGCGUCCUCGCCCCUACAGCCGGGGAUCUCCAGAGCUCCUGGAACACUGGCGUCCUGGCUUGCCGUUCAGGUUCUUCUGUGAUGCCCGCGAGCCCCUAGACCCCCACCCCAAGUUCCCGGCUCCGGGUCUCGGGGCGGGGAGAGCCUUUCUCUCCUCAGUCUCUACUGCCCCCCGCUGGCGACGGCGUGCACUGCAACGUCUGUCGCGCCGGGGCUCUAGACUGGGGGACCAUGGCUAGCAUCCAAGUGGGCUAGGCCUUCGUCAUAUCGGGUAAGGGGGGCGGGGUACAGAACCACUGAUAGGAACCGGCGGGUACCAGAGCUCAGAGCCAGACAGCAAAGGAGGCGCUGAAGGGUGUGGCGCAUUGUGGAGGAGACAGGAUUUAGGGUACCCCAGGACCUAGGGCUCCCACACUUGAAUGCCCAACCCACUCCCCCAGGGCCCUGGCCCUGGCCAACCAA